CCAAAUGAAAGCUUGAGCGAGACGAAGACGGCUAGCUAAGAAGCAGCAUUCAGAUGGAACUGGAGGACGAGGAGGAGCGCAAAAGGCAGCUCUAUGAUGAUCAUCAAGGAGGUCACGGCGAACGGGAGGCCGAUGCAGGCGACCGGCGAUCACUAUCGCUGGAGAUCGAAGGGGAAUCAUCAUCAGUGCAGAAGCCGGCGUUGUCAUCAUCAUGGCGAGCUGCAGCGGCCAGCUUCAGGGAGAGCCUGUCGCGCUCCCUCUCCCUCAACCAGCAACAUGAUCAUCAGGAGAUUGACGAUGAGGCGGAGCUGAAAUGGGCGGCCGUCGAGAGGCUGCCCACCUUGGACAGGCUCCACACCUCGGUGUUCGAGUUCCAUGGAGACUCUGACUCUGUUGGCUCAUUGUUGGAGUUGCAAAUGGUGGACGUGCGCAGGCUGGGUGCGGCGGAGCGGCGCAUGGUGGUGGACACCCUCAUCGCCAACAUCCACCGUGACAACCUCCGCCUGCUCCGCCCGCCCACGGUGGAGGUGCGCUGGCACGACGUCUGCGUGGAGGCGGAAUGCCAGGUGGUGCAGGGGAAGCCGCUCCCCACCAUCUGGAACGCCGCCAUCUCCAACCUCUCUGCGGUGAGCAGCAUGCUGGGCUUCAACCGCCAGCAUUCCAGGAUCCGCAUCCUCAAUGGUAUCAGCGGCGUCGUCAAGCCUUCCAAGCUGACGCUUCUCCUGGGACCCCCGGGCUGCGGCAAGACCACCCUCCUCAAGGCGCUUGCAGGGAAGCUCAACGCCAAUCUCAAGGUCACAGGAGAAAUCGAGUACAAUGGUGUGAAGCUGAGUGACUUCGUUCCAGAGAAGACGGCAGCUUACAUCGAUCAGUAUGACCUCCAUGUCCCCGAGAUGACCGUCAGAGAGACCAUCGACUUCUCUGCAAGAUUCCAGGGUGUUGGCAACAGAGCAGAAAUCAUGAAGGAGGUGAUUAGAAGGGAGAAGGAGGCCGGGAUUAAUCCCGAUCCUGAUGUUGACACUUAUAUGAAGGCGAUAUCUGUGGAAGGUUUAGAAAGAAGUAUACAGACGGAUUACAUUAUGAAGAUCAUGGGACUUGACAUAUGUGCUGACAUAAUGGUGGGAGAUGCAAUGAGGAGAGGUAUUUCAGGUGGUGAGAAGAAGAGACUAACCACAGGAGAGAUGAUAGUAGGACCCUCAAAAGCACUCUUCAUGGAUGAAAUAUCAACUGGGUUGGAUAGCUCCACAACCUUCCAAAUUGUUUCUUGCCUCCAACAAUUGGCUCAUAUCUCAGAGUCUACAAUACUAGUCUCACUUCUUCAACCAGCACCAGAGACUUACGAGCUUUUUGAUGAAAUUAUCUUGAUGGCUGAAGGAAGAAUUGUAUACCAUGGAUCUAAGAGUUGCAUUAUGAGUUUCUUUGAAUCAUGUGGAUUCAAGUGCCCUGAAAGGAAAGGUGCCGCUGACUUUCUUCAAGAGGUCUUGUCAAGAAAAGACCAACAACAAUAUUGGAGCUGGAGAGAAACAUACAAUUUUGUUUCCAUUGAUCAGUUCUGUGACAAGUUUAGAGUAUCUCAAAUUGGUCAGAACCUUGCUCGGGAGAUUUCAACGCCUUAUGAUAGAUUAGAAGGGCAUAAAAAUUCCUUGUCUUACAGUAUCUACUCAUUAUCCAAGUGGGAACUCCUCAAAGCAUGUUUCGCCAGAGAGCUUCUUCUCAUGAAACGAAAUGCCUUCAUCUACAUUACAAAAACUCUUCAGCUUGGACUACUUGCUGCUAUUACUGGGACAGUAUUUUUGCGCACACAUAUGGGUGUUGACAGAGUUCAUGCUAACUAUUACAUGGGUUCACUCUUCUAUGCACUCAUCUUGCUGAUGGUGAAUGGAUUUCCUGAACUUGCCAUGGCAAUUAGCAGACUACCAGUGUUCUACAAACAAAGAGACUACUGCUUCUAUCCUGCAUGGGCUUAUGCCGUACCAGCUUUCAUCCUCAAGGUUCCAGUCUCAUUAGUUGAGUCAAUAGCUUGGACGUCAAUAUCUUACUUCCUCAUCGGCUAUACUCCAGAGGCAUCCAGAUUCUUCUGUCAUCUUCUUGUCCUCUUCCUAAUCCACACGGGAGCAUUAUCAAUGUUCAGAUGUGUUGCCUCUUACUGCCAAACAAUGGUGGCUGGUUCAGUGGGUGGUACAAUGUCAUUUCUCGUCAUCCUUCUAUUUGGGGGUUUCAUCAUUCCUCGUUCAUCCAUGCCUAAUUGGCUAAAAUGGGGAUUUUGGCUCUCUCCGUUAUCAUACGCUGAGAUAAGCUUAACUGUAAAUGAGUUCUUCGCUCCAAGAUGGCUAAAGUUCACAGUAUCUGGUGUGACACUUGGAAGGAGGAUACUAAUGGAUAGAGGGUUAAACUUCUCCGGUUACUUCUACUGGAUUUCGAUUGGAGCAUUGAUUGGCUUUAUUUUCUUAUUCAAUAUAGGUUUUGCCAUCGGUUUGACUGUUAAAAGGCCUCCAGGAACUUCUCGAGCUAUUAUUUCUCGUGAUAAGUUUACCACAAUUAAUGGAAAAGAUGAACAUAUAUCCAAGAACAUUGAAGAUGAGAUGCAUAAUAAGUCACAAGCAGGAAAUUCUUCUACUCCUAGCAAGAUUGGAAGGAUGGCAUUACCUUUCACACCCCUAGCAAUAUCAUUUCAGGAUGUGAACUACUAUGUGGACGCACCUGUGGAAAUGAGGGAGCAAGGAUACAUGGAGACAAAACUUCAACUACUCCAUAACAUCACAGGAGCCUUCCAACCAGGUGUCCUCUCAGCACUAAUGGGGGUUACUGGGGCAGGUAAAACGACCUUGCUUGAUGUUCUUGCUGGGAGGAAAACUGGCGGUGUUAUCGAAGGAGAUAUAAAAAUAGGAGGUUAUCCUAAAUUUCAAAAAACAUUUGCAAGGAUAUCAGGCUAUUGUGAACAAACUGAUGUUCACUCCCCACAGAUCACAGUGGGCGAGUCA
This is a messenger RNA of Panicum virgatum (switchgrass), 2981 nucleotides long. Its product is annotated as ABC transporter G family member 41-like. Gene Ontology annotation, molecular function: ATP hydrolysis activity; ATP binding; ABC-type transporter activity. NCBI's taxonomy places the organism in Eukaryota, Viridiplantae, Streptophyta, Magnoliopsida, Poales, Poaceae. The record is from RefSeq and is a predicted model, not a curated record. The annotation marks the transcript as partial. Gene Ontology annotation, cellular component: membrane. The transcript is spliced from 14 exons.